ACUCAAUCAAUGGCAUUUAUGAUCCGAGCAGGGUCGAAAGAGGUUUCACUUAAGUGUUAAUGGAUUUAACAGCCUUGUUUAUCAGUUUUCUUUUCUCGGCUCUGUUUGCGGGCAUGAUAUACGUAAGGCUGACUUAUAAGUCCAGAAAGUUACCUCCGGGUCCACCAAGAUGGCCCAUAUUCGGCAACCUCCUCCAAUUGGGUCAUCUUCCUCAUCGAGACCUUGCCUCUUUGUGCCAUAAAUAUGGUCCCCUUGUUUACCUCCGACUCGGUAACGUCGACGCAAUCACCACUAACGAUCCCCAAAUCAUACGCGAAAUACUUGUUCAACAAGAUGAAGUCUUCGCCUCCCGUCCGAGGACUCUAGCCGCCGUGCAUUUGGCGUACGGGUGCAACGACGUCGCUCUGGCCCCUCAUGGUCCAAAAUGGAAACGAAUGAGAAGAAUUUGCAUGGAGCACCUCUUGACGACAAAGCGACUGGAGUCGUUUGCGACUCAACGAGCCAAUGAAGCCCAGCACCUGGUUCGAGAUGUUUGGUCGCGGGCUCAAAGUGGGAAGGCCAUGAACCUGAGGGAAGUGUUGGGUGGGUUUUCGAUGAACAAUGUGACUAGGAUGUUGCUUGGGAAGCAGUAUUUUGGGUCUGGAUCAGCCGGUCCAGAAGAAGCCAUGGAGUUCAUGCAUAUAACCCACGAGUUGUUUUGGCUGUUGGGUGUGAUAUAUUUGGGUGACUAUUUGCCAAUUUGGAGGUGGGUGGAUCCUUAUGGAUGCGAGAAGAAAAUGAGACAAGUGGAAAAGAGGGUGGAUGAUUUUCACAUGAAGAUUAUUGAAGAACAUAGAAGGAAAAAAAAUAUUGGAGGUAAAGAAGAUGAGGAGGAAAUGGACUUUGUUGACGUUCUAUUAUCUUUGCCUGGUGAAGAUGGCAAAGAGCGCAUGGAUGAUGUUGAAAUUAAAGCUCUAAUUCAGGAUAUGAUAGCCGCUGCCACAGACACUUCAGCUGUGACUAACGAAUGGGCAAUGACGGAGGUGAUCAAGCACCCACGUGUCCUCCGAAAGAUCCAAGAAGAGCUUGAUCUCGUUGUGGGCCCCACUCGAAUGGUCUCCGAAUCUGAUCUUCCCCAUCUAAACUACUUGCGUUGCGUUGUACGAGAAACUUUCCGCAUGCACCCAGCCGGACCGUUUCUCAUCCCGCACGAAUCGUUACGCGCCACGACGAUCAACGGCUGCCAUAUUCCAGCCAAGACACGCGUUUUCAUCAACACUCAUGGGCUGGGUCGGAACACCAAGAUCUGGGACGAGGUGGAGGAGUUUAGGCCUGAAAGGCACUGGCCGGGCGAUGGAAGCCGGGUAGAGAUUAGCCAUGGAGCCGACUUCAAGAUAUUGCCAUUCAGCGCUGGGAAGAGGAAAUGUCCCGGCGCGCCGCUGGGAGUGACUCUGGUUUUGAUGGCCUUGGCCCGACUGUUUCACUGUUUUGAUUGGGCUCCUCCGGAGGGCUUGAGGCCCGAAGAUAUUGAUACCCAUGAAGUUUACGGAAUGACAAUGCCCAAAGCCCAUCCCCUCAUGGCAAUUGCUACACCACGUUUGGCUCACCAUUUGUAUUUCUAGAUAAUACUUUUGCAAAGUGAAAAAUAACUGGUUGUUAAAGAUUUAUAUUCGAUGUGGACUUUCAGAGAGCACGCAACAGCCAGUUGGCGCUACUUAUAAAAAAAAAAAAUA
Messenger RNA from Ziziphus jujuba (common jujube), 1712 nucleotides. RefSeq names its product cytochrome P450 703A2. The coding region runs from base 60 to 1601 and encodes 513 amino acids. Gene Ontology annotation, molecular function: heme binding; iron ion binding; oxidoreductase activity, acting on paired donors, with incorporation or reduction of molecular oxygen. NCBI's taxonomy places the organism in Eukaryota, Viridiplantae, Streptophyta, Magnoliopsida, Rosales, Rhamnaceae. The transcript has 2 exons. The record is from RefSeq and is a predicted model, not a curated record.